This is a messenger RNA of Tachysurus fulvidraco (yellow catfish), 2200 nucleotides long. RefSeq lists its product as uncharacterized. The coding region runs from base 1 to 2175 and encodes 724 amino acids. The transcript has 2 exons. Lineage: Eukaryota; Metazoa; Chordata; Actinopteri; Siluriformes; Bagridae. The record is from RefSeq and is a predicted model, not a curated record.
AUGACAUCCACACCUGUAUUCUCUAUAAAAGACAACGAGGGAGUGGAGACUCACAUCACUCACUUUGUAGAGAGGUUUAAUGAAAUCUUGAAGACGAUCCGUAGCAGCGUAGCAUCUGACGAACAGAGACGUGCUCUCAGAAACGUCCAGAAUUGUACAAAAGUUUCCUCGGAAUUUGAAGACCAUCAAGCUCCAAACAGAGCCCUGAACCACAGCACCAAGGAGACCAGAAAGAAAGAUCAUAAAAUUAAGUCUGCCAACAGCAUGAAGGAAAUGGAUAAGGAUCAACAAAGUCUUCAGGAACAAUUAGGAAAUUCUUGUCCAAAAAAGCCUGCUAGAUUUGUGUCUGAAGACUUUAGGAAACAGCACAGUGAUGACAUCGAGGCUUUAGCUUGGAGUAUUUUUUCUAAUAGUAAAGAAAAUAAAGUAUCCAUAAUAAAAUAUAAAGAUAAGUUUCCAGAUAUGUACAAGCAUAUCAUUAUACAUGAUUUACAAUUAGAAUGGGGGGGUAAAGACUACAUCUGGAAAGAAUUUAAUUUACUUUCCCAAGAGGAUGAUAUUAAUUGUGUUUUAGACAACUGCUAUAUACUUCAGAGUAGUGACGACAUCCGGAAUUUGAUCACACACUACGCAAGGGUUGGUGAAAAGGAUCCCAAAUACAUCAUGAUAAACCGCUGGAUUUAUAAACUGUAUCCAAAUAAAUUUUAUGUAUUUCUUGUAGGAAAACAGCUCAUUAGAACAGAAAAUGCAGAUGAAAUAAGAUCAGUUAUUGAAGAUCAGUGCAAGAAGUACAGAUACGAAGACAUGCGUGAAGGAAUCAGGAGCUGUAAAGAGAAUAAUAAGGAUUUGAAUGAUGUGUAUGUUGAGUAUGCUCACUACGCCAGAGAUACUUUACAGGGCAUCUAUACACACGGACAUUUAGAUCCCUGUAAAGAAGCUUGGUUUACUACAUACUUUAUAGCAACAAUGAUUUCAGAGUCUAUAAGAAACUUUAGGUCCUUUAUCACCACACUAAUGACUUUAGAUUUGAGUCUCAGCGAAAAUCCUGAAUUUCUUUUAGAGAAGCUUCCAAUGGCGAGAGGGGGAAGCUGGAUAAACUCAGAUAAACGGGGAUUUUAUGGGGCAAGCACUCCAGUCCAUGGGAAAAAAACAAGACUUAAAAAGCUAAUAGAGGAUGAAGAAGAAAUCUUUAAAAAAUGGAUUUUACACAGAAAUAAAUCAGAGAUUGGUGCCGCAAUGAUUAUCUGUCUCCUCGAGUUGGUGUACGGUAAACUCAGACUCCGUACUGAUCCUUCACUUCUAGAAACCUGCAUCACAAAUUAUGUACAUUUUAAAAAGGAAAUAAAAUCUAAAAUUUCCCCUGAAAUACUGAGAGGGUCACAUGGUAGACAGAUUUCUCUACAGAAUAUGAAUUUAAGUUUAUCAUCUUUAAUCACUCAUUACCCCCAUGGAUCCUUCUUUAUGUCAGUCAUGUGCAAUUAUUCAUCAGAAAACAUUCAGAAUCUAAAUUUGUAUUUAUACGGUUAUGAUUUGGACUGGUGUGGGGACGAGAGCCACUCACCUCUGAAGACAUCAGUCCAGACAUCCAACUCCAACGUCUCUAUAAACCCAGAUGUUCUGUCCUCAGUAAACAUGUGGAUUCUGUUUCACCAACACUUCAGUACAGACCCUGUAGAUUUCAGCUCAGGUCUUUGGAAGAAGAACAGAACACUUCACUUUACAAACCUGCUGAAGGCUGAAGCGUUAAUCUGUUUACAUUUAAAUUCUUUCUUCUCUAAAUUUAUCCAAAUGAAAGUCCACGUCUAUAUAGACUCUGUAAAACAGCAGCACCUAAGUUUCCUCUUUCUCCCAUCAGAAAGUCUCUUAGAAAAAUUACUGAAGAGUCCACACAGAUUCUUUAUAUCUAAUGCAACACAUAAAAUAACACACAGUCACACAUCACUGAACACUGGGAGCAGCAAAAAAUUACAUUUUUAUACAACAGCGGAGGAUAAGAGAUUCAAUUCCACAAUUACACAUCUGUGUUUAAGUCCAGCAACACAAUUUCACGGAGCUCAACUGCUGUCUGACAACCAGCAGCUAAAAUAUGGCAACCUGUAUGGAAAAGAAGCCUUUAUAUUCUGUAUCAAUGCGAUUCAAACCUGUAUGGGAAUAGAAAUUUUUACAUUCAAUUAAUUAAAUAUUAAAAGGACGGAUUGAG